Cyprinus carpio (common carp) is the source of this 1473-nucleotide messenger RNA. RefSeq lists its product as uncharacterized. NCBI's taxonomy places the organism in Eukaryota, Metazoa, Chordata, Actinopteri, Cypriniformes, Cyprinidae. The record is from RefSeq and is a predicted model, not a curated record.
GUUCACUUUUAAAAAAACUUUUGCUGAUAAUUUACUCACCCCCAUGUCAUCCAAGAUGUCCAUGUCUUUCUUUCUUCAGUCGAAAAGAAAUUAAGGUUUUUGAUGAAAACAUUCCAGGAUUUUCCCCCAUGUAAUGGACUGUAAUGGGACCCAAACGGUUCAAGGUCCAAAUGACAGUUUCAGUGCAGCUUCAAAUGGCUGUAAACGAUAUCAGACGAUGAAUAAGGGUCUUAUCUAGCGAAACGAUCGGUCAUUUCCAAAAUAAAUAAAAAAGUUUAAGUUUUAUAAGCACAAACGCUCGCCUUGCUCUGUAGUGUGAUGCACGUUGAAGACGUCACGUAAUACGCAAUUACGUUGAAAAGGUCAAGCUUGACGUAGGCGGAAGUACCGUGUCAGUGUUUACAAGUUGAACGUGCAAAGAAAAUUAAACGCCGUUUACAAAAAAAAAGGAAGUUAAAAGGUAAAACAACGAUGUCGGACGAUUUUGAACUUAGAAGAGAAGAUGAGAUGGAGUUUUUCGCCCUGCCCUACCUUUUUGAACCGGAAUACACAGAGGAAGAAAUUAGGCAGAUGGACGAGAGUGCUGCGGCGACACACACCUCUCAAGCAUCGGGCAGACGAAGAUCUAACGAGACGUGGUGGUGCACAUGUGGCAAAUGCCAACCUUUGCCAACAGAGGAAGAAUCUCAAUGCUGCCACGACUGGACCAUUUCAAUCCCGCCAUUAGAAUCAAUCAUUGAGUCAGCUGGUGAGACCCUGUUUACAUCUCGCUGCAUUACCCAACAAAAUGGAUUUCCACCGUUACUGAGCAACAGCGUGUUAGAGAUGUUUUUUAGUUUGCCCAAAAUUAACUGGAGACGCCGUCCGAGGCCCCAAGGACCUGGUGGCACCCUAACAGUUGAUCAAUAUAGGCUGGUGGCAUACCGGAUAGUUUUGGAAUGGAUGCUGAAAGGGGAGAGAUUGGGAAGACGCAACAGGAGGGUUCUUCCAUCCUGUGUUGUCAGUGCCAUCAGACUGUCAUACCCUUCUCCAUCAGGACAGUAUGUAGGCUUCAGAGAAGCAGAAGAGGCUUUUGGUCUUUUGUAGGAAUAAUAAUUUGAAAUACAAUUUGAAUUACAAGGUUACAUUUUUUAUAUACAUUAUAAUUUGUUGUGGCUUGGUUAGUAUGUUUGUUACUGUAUUUGCUGUUUUUUUUUUGCAUAGUCAAUGUUAUUUGUUGUUGUAUAUAAAUCAACACUACAUACUUAUUGAUGUCUCACACAAAUGUUUAUUUUGGAAGAAUAAAACAAAUUUGAGAAAUACAUUCAUUGAUGUUUAAUUCCAACUGAUGUGGGGUACCAUCAGUAAGGACCAUAUAUUUCACACUAACACCAUAAAUAUUUUGUUUGUUUCACCAACAGUGUUUUCUGUUUUUGCCCCAAUAAGAAAAAAAUGUGAAAAAAAAAAAAAAAAAAAAAAAAAAAAAAAAUAUAA